AUGGAAGAUACUACAGAUUUUGAACCGCUAGAACCAUCAUUGCGAAACGUGAUAGAACAGAAAUCUUUGCGCUGGAUAUUUGUAGGCGGCAAAGGCGGUGUUGGAAAAACGACAUGCAGUUGCAGUCUUGCAGUCCAAUUGUCAAAAGUUCGAGAUUCGGUAUUAAUUAUUUCAACAGAUCCGGCUCAUAACAUUUCCGAUGCAUUUGAUCAGAAAUUUUCUAAGGUACCAACGAAAGUCAAAGGUUUUGACAAUUUAUUUGCAAUGGAAAUAGAUCCAAAUGUUGGAUUAACAGAAUUACCUGAAGAAUAUUUUGAAGGAGAAACUGAAGCUAUGAGGCUUGGUAAGGGCGUAAUGCAAGAGAUAGUUGGAGCAUUCCCUGGAAUUGAUGAAGCUAUGAGUUAUGCAGAAGUCAUGAAAUUGGUAAAAGGAAUGAACUUCAGUACUGUGGUCUUUGAUACAGCUCCCACAGGCCACACAUUACGUCUACUUUCAUUCCCUCAGGUUGUUGAGAGAGGUCUUGGUAAAUUGAUGCGUUUGAAGUCAAAGGUGGCUCCAUUUAUUAAUCAGGUUGCAACACUUUUUGGACUUGCUGAAUUCAAUUCAGACAUGUUUAGCAACAAAAUGGAUGAAAUGUUGUCUGUAAUAAGACAACACCUUGCGAUCUCUGCGCGGCAAGGCAUAAGGUGCAAGAAAAAUAUU
Messenger RNA from Iphiclides podalirius (scarce swallowtail), 702 nucleotides. Lineage: Eukaryota; Metazoa; Arthropoda; Insecta; Lepidoptera; Papilionidae. The record is from the annotation of a GenBank genome assembly.